AUGUCUCGAACAGUCGACCGCACCAUGCCUACCAUCAGCUCACCCCUCUCUCCGAGAAGCCAGCCUCUCGACAUUCCUUCACAGGCUCGACGUCGACCAGCCCUGAGCCCGCGACAGUCCAGCAACACCGGUCCUGCUGCCCAUCUGAGGCUCCCGUCACUGCCUCGCUUCCACCCAGCCAACUAUGCUUCGUCCCAAAGCUCAAGUCAUGCAAACACACCAUCUACAGGUCCAGACAGCCCUUACUCGCCCUCCUCCCCCCGAUCAACCAACAGACAGUACGAAGUCCAGAGACAGAUGUACCUCUACCAGCAGCAGCUGCUUGCCAACACCAAUCGCCAGCACAAGGGCCUUGGUCCCAGGCCUACUAGCCCUCGCCUUGAGCCUCUAGCUAGUCCAGGAGCAGUCACACCUCUGGAGCUUGAAGACGAAAUGGGUAGCUACCUCACUGCUGGUGUCAGCCGAGCUGAGGCCGAUCAGCACGUUGAGAAGUUGAUUCGCGAAGAGGCUCGUCGACGAGGCGAGUACUCUCCCGGCAGGACCACUUCCGUGGGCGGCAGUUCGCCGAGAUGUACCAUGUUCACCGUCUAA
Messenger RNA from Pyrenophora tritici-repentis Pt-1C-BFP, 591 nucleotides. RefSeq lists its product as uncharacterized. The record is from RefSeq and is a predicted model, not a curated record. NCBI's taxonomy places the organism in Eukaryota, Fungi, Ascomycota, Dothideomycetes, Pleosporales, Pleosporaceae.